Messenger RNA from Capsicum annuum, 672 nucleotides. Its product is annotated as sm-like protein LSM5. Gene Ontology annotation, biological process: mRNA splicing, via spliceosome. Gene Ontology annotation, cellular component: Lsm1-7-Pat1 complex; U4/U6 x U5 tri-snRNP complex; U6 snRNP. The transcript has 4 exons. The coding region runs from base 108 to 377 and encodes 89 amino acids. Lineage: Eukaryota; Viridiplantae; Streptophyta; Magnoliopsida; Solanales; Solanaceae. Gene Ontology annotation, molecular function: RNA binding. The record is from RefSeq and is a predicted model, not a curated record.
ACAGAGAGUAUAUAAAAUAUCAAUUUCAGCCCUCCAACAAAACACCCUAACCAUUACAGUUUUGUGAGCUAAAAAGAGAAAACCUUUGUAAAAUCUCAAUUUCAACUAUGUCUUCUAACAAUCCUUCUCAGCUUCUUCCUUCUGAGUUGAUUGAUCGUUGUAUUGGUUCAAAGAUUUGGGUUAUAAUGAAAGGUGAUAAGGAGCUUGUUGGUACACUUAGAGGCUUUGAUGUUUAUGUUAACAUGGUUCUUGAAGAUGUUACUGAAUACGAGAUCACUUCUGAAGGGCGGCGGAUAACAAAACUUGAUCAGAUAUUGCUCAAUGGAAACAACAUUGCCAUCCUGGUUCCUGGUGGCUCACCACCUGAUGAGGGAUAACUGCUAUGCAACUUGUGCUGUUUACUGGGGCUAGUUGUUGACAGAUGGAGCUGUUUUCAAUAUGUAUUUUCAGUAACUCUGCUGUAAAAACUUACAAUGAAUCGGCAUUGGCAAGGUUUUAGUAAAUUAUGAGUUUGUUCAGCUAGGCUCUACCAUCAAUUAUAGUUUGCAUUAUGUUGAAAACGUUAUGCUGAUAUAUGUUACUUUUGACACUGGUGUUGCUAAGCUCUGUUGGCUUUAAACUGAGAAUGGAGUUUUGACAGAGUGGUAAAAAUUCAAUUGGAUCUUUGAUUUC